AUGUCUUGUCUAAUGUAUAGUCAUAAUUACAAUUUAACUUCUGGUCUUUUUUAUCAAUAUAAUAAUAAUACUUUUGCCUCACAUUCUCAACUAUCAAUAUAUUUGGCUAAUAAAUUUACUAACAAUGAAGUUAUUAAUAAUGAAUCUAAAAAAAUAAAGCUUAAUAAUAAAAAAGAGUUUACUCAGUUUUUUUUUGACUUUUAUAAGCUUUCUGGAGCUCAACCUAAGGACAAAUAA
This is a messenger RNA of Cetraspora pellucida, 237 nucleotides long. The record is from the annotation of a GenBank genome assembly. NCBI's taxonomy places the organism in Eukaryota, Fungi, Glomeromycota, Glomeromycetes, Diversisporales, Gigasporaceae.